This is a messenger RNA of Ectocarpus sp. CCAP 1310/34, 574 nucleotides long. The record is from the annotation of a GenBank genome assembly. NCBI's taxonomy places the organism in Eukaryota, Phaeophyceae, Ectocarpales, Ectocarpaceae.
AUGACUUCGUAUGUAGUCAAAUGGUCAGCCUUUAUCGAAUAUCCCCCUCCUGGGAAAAACAGGUAUCCGGUGGUAGACCUGCCGUUGUCUGGGUUGGCUCCAAACGUAAGUGAAGCACGAGAGUCUGAACUGCCCCUUCUUGUACACGAUCGGCAGGUCCGGCGUUCCGCGUAGGUACCGUAGUAGGUGCUUGGCCGCAGCCAUGCGGACCUGUGCUGGGUUUUCGCAUGCCCGUGUCAGUUGGUGCACUACGUAUGACAGAUUAUAGCGGGUGCAUUGGGCAAGGUACAGGAGACUCCCGGUGAUGGCCUGGAAUCUCUGCUUGUCCUCGGGUCCGAGUAGUUGGUCUUGUGGCUGCUCGGUCGAUAGUUCUGCUCCAUACCCGGGGGUGCUGACCGGGUUUGUCAGUUCCAUUCCGUAUCGCUUGUCGUGUCCUGCGAUGUCCUGGAUGGUGUCGUAGUCCGCGGGUUGUUGUUGCUGUCAGCUCCCCCAGCAGCAAAGUAGUUGUCGGAAUCCAUGCCCGCGUUGUUUUGGCGAAAAGUUCUGCUCGGUUGAUGUUGUCUUGCUGCAUGUU